UUUGGGAGACUUGAAAAAGAAGGUGAACAACAAGACACACGUUGAGGCUUCAAUUUGUCACGCAUAUAUUCAACAAGAAAUCUCAACGUUCUCAUCUUUUUACUUUGAGCGAGAAGUCAUCACCAGAAGAAAGAGACCUACCCGGAACGAUGACAUCGGCGAGGAUUUGUAUGACAAUGUAGUUUCCAUUUUCAAUUACCCAGGUAGAGGUAAAGGAGCUGCGACUAGCCGUUUUAUCUUGGGCGAAGAGUACAAAAUUGCACAUACUUACAUCUUAAUGAAUUGUCCAGAAAUUCUACCAUUUUAUAAUGAAUUUAGAGCUUCUAUAUCCGCAUAUCCUGAUUAUGAAAUCGAUGCAAGGGUGGACGCUGAUUUUGCAAGAUGGUACCAGCAACAGACCCUCUGUUAGUAUCAUUAGCAUGGGGUCCUGGUUCCAAUGUCAAAGUUUGGCGGUCAUAUGUCAUAAACAGUUACACCUAUCACACAGACGAUUAUGGACAGGACCGACAAACAACAAACAACGGAUUAUGUGUGCAAACCAUCGGUUAUGAUAACUCGGAAACCAAUUUUUUUGGUAUCUUGCAUGAGAUUAUCGAACUUGAAAUGCCUUCUGGUAUGCAGAAACUGACAUGCGUUCCGUUCCGUUGCAACUGGGUCGAUCCGACACGCGGGGUGAGAAAAAAUUCAAAGUAUAAUAUGAUUGACGUCAACCACUCUCACGUGUAUCAGAAAAACGAACCUUUUAUACUUGCUCAACAAGCAGCACAUGUUUACUAUGCAUCAUACCCUUCAACCAGGCAAACGCAGAAUCCUUGGGUGUGUGCAUGUACUGUCCGUCCGAACAAAAUUGUAUCACAAUCUCAACACAAGGACGUUGAUUUAGACGCUUUCCAGCAACAAUUUUUCCAACCUCCGCCUAUUGUUGAGACGGUCAACUAUGACAUCCAGUUAAGUGAUCCAUAUGGCGGACGUGUUGAAGUCGUGCCUGAAACACACCUUCCAGACCAAACACCUCCAUCUGAGCGCGAAAUUGUUCAGAUGUAUGAAGAACAACAAAACGCUCAAUAUGAG
This is a messenger RNA of Cuscuta epithymum, 1071 nucleotides long. NCBI's taxonomy places the organism in Eukaryota, Viridiplantae, Streptophyta, Magnoliopsida, Solanales, Convolvulaceae. The record is from the annotation of a GenBank genome assembly.